UCUCUCACUACGCAGGUUUCACUUUUCCCGACACCGAACAACAUUGUCAUUGACAGUAAAAAUAUUUAAAAAAGGUGGAUGGCAGCAACUGCAUAGCUGUCUACGUUUUAAAUCUAGUGAAUUAUAUUUUCCUAGCUAGUAGAUGAAUACACGUCGGUUGCUGUGAGCAGUCAAACGUUUUAGUACAAAGCCAGCCAACUACUUUUGCAAAGUCAGUACAGCUAACGUUGGCUAGCUUGCGUAAUUUUGGUGAGACAGUUUGCUAGCUACCUAACGAGUAAAAUUAGUAUUUUCGCGAAACACAAUUCUAGUAUUACUCAAAGGUCCGCGCUUACUAAGUUUCUAGUUUUUGGUUCAGCUGACAGUUCGCUAGUUGGUGUAGUGACCGAUUUACCGGCAAAAUGUCUUUGAAAUUAAUAAUCGAUCCCUAGCGAACUUCAAAGCCAGGUAAGUUGGGGCUGUAAACAAACAGCGACAAGACGGCAAGAGAAGGGAAGGAGGCGCUCGAAUCGCUCCUUCAGGAUUCAUCCACUGCAUCAUCAAAAAUGGAGUUGGCACUGCAGCAGCACAGAGAGGGAGAGAGGUGAAAGAGGGAGACAUGCAACAGAAACAGGAUUCUCAAGGAGGCAAACCCUCAAGCAUCCUGGGAAAGGCGCAUCCAGCUCUCAAGGCCUUCAUGUGUGGCUCCCUCAGCGGUACCUGCUCCACGCUGCUCUUCCAGCCUCUGGACCUGGUCAAGACACGCCUGCAGACCCUGCAGAACACCAUGAAGCCUGGAGCUCCUAAGGUGGGGAUGAUGACGGUGCUUAUCCAGGUCAUUCGGACAGAGAGCUUCCUGGGCCUGUGGAAGGGAGUGUCACCGUCUUUUGUGCGCUGUAUCCCAGGCGUAGGGAUCUACUUCUCUACCUUCUACUCACUGAAGCAGCACUACUUCCAGGAGGGCCGGGCCCCUAACGCUGGGGAGGCUGUGCUGCUGGGGGCCGGGGCCAGGGCCGUGGCUGGGGUCUGCAUGCUGCCUGUCACCGUCAUCAAGACACGCUUCGAGAGCGGACGGUACAACUACGUGAGCGUCCUGGGAGCUCUGAAGAGCGUGUGUGAGACGGAGGGACCCAGGGCUCUGUUCUCCGGGCUGACGGCCACACUGCUCCGAGACGCCCCCUUCUCUGGCAUCUAUGUCAUGUUCUACAGCCAGGCCAAGAGGUCCCUGCCACCGGAGGUGAGCUCGUCACCCUAUGCCCCAUUAGGGAACUUUGGCUGUGGGGUGAUGGCCGGAGUCCUAGCCUCUGUGGUCACCCAGCCAGCUGACGUGGUCAAGACUCACAUCCAGGUCAGCCCCGCCCACUGGACCACCAAGGACGCCAUUCGCUACAUCUAUACGGAGCAUGGUCUGAGGGGUUUCUUCCGUGGGGCUGUGCCACGCUCUCUGAGGAGGACUCUGAUGGCAGCCAUGGCCUGGACCGUCUACGAACAGCUGAUGGCCCGCAUGGGACUCAAGUCCUGAGGAGAGGAGACAGGGAGGAACUGAUAAAGGAGGAAUAUGCUUUUAUACAAAGCAGCAGUAUGAAGUAGAAGAAAGAGAGGAGGAUGAGAAGGAGUGAAGGAGGAGGGAGAGAGGAGGUGUAGGGACUGUUUAUCACUGCAACUAGCUUGGGAAAGAAAGAGGUGGGUGUCUGUGGCAUGGAAGAGUGUGUGUUUUACAUGUUGAUGUUUAUGAGAGUUAUUGUGAAUGUUUGAUGUAUGUCCUUACAUUGUCAACCCUGACCUUAAAUGACAUCCCCUUUUUCUGAGAACUGAACUGAUCCCUCUCUGACUGGGGAGACCAUAGAGAACUAUCUAUUUCUAUGGGGUAGACCAUAGGGAUGUAUUUAAUAUAUUUAUAUGGGGGAGACCCUCUCCGACUGGGGAGACCAUAGAGAAUGAUCUAUUUCUAUGGGGGAGAACCUCAGACUGGGGAGACUAUAGAGAAUGAUCUAUUUAUAUUAGGGAGACCCUCUCAGACUGGGGAGACCAUAGAGAAUGAUCUAUUUCUAUGGGGGAGAACCUCUGACUGGGGAGACCAUAGAUAAUGAUCUAUUUCUAUGGGGGAGAACCUCAGACUGGGGAGACUAUAGAGAAUGAUCUAUUUAUAUUGGGGAGAACCUCAGCCUGGGGAGACUAUAGAGAAUGAUCUAAUUAUAUUUCUAUGGGGGAGACCCUCUCAGACUUGGGAGACCAUAGAUAAUGAUAUAUUUCUAUGGGGGAGAACCUCAGACUGGGGAGACCAUAGAUAAUUAUCUAUUUAUAUUGGGGAGACCCUCUCAGACUGGGGAGACCAUAGAGAAUUAUAUAAUUAUAUUUCUAUUGGGCAGACCCUCAGACUAUGACCACUGUGGUUUAGCUCUGGAUACCACUCCAGUGACAGAGACUGUCGCCGACUGUCACCCACUACCACUGUCUAUGACUAUGAAUGACUGGGACUAACAUCUAGGUGUCUCUAACACUCCCAAGACGAAACAGCAGCUUUGAUUGAAUUAGCUCAGCAAGAGGUUAUCUGCUGGCUAAAAGUGUAGUGGACUGGACAAAGCUACCCAGUGCCAUAACCACGCAACAUAUUUACAAAUGACUGGCAGAAUACAUUAUAACAGCACAGUGAUUAUUGUGACCUGUCGACUGACUGAAGGAAAUAAGAUAUUUAUUGACUGACUAAAAUAUUUCUUACUAGCUUGGACAAUCAAGACAAUAUUGCUGUGCAUUGUCGAAAAAGACGAGGCUGAUAUUUUCUAUACCGCAACUGCACAAUUAGCUACUAGCAACUUGGCAUUGGCAUACUUAGCCAUAUUAAAAUAGUGUACAGCAGGUGUUCUCUAUACCCAAUUCAACUGGGAUCUCAUUUCUAGUGCAUUCCAUUCUGGUUGCAGUGUUGUAGACCGGAUGUGCUUUAUCUAACCAGUAAUGAUAGUCAAUCCCAGAGUCAUAGAUGGAUAAUUGGCUCUAGUCAAUGCCAUUGGAACCCAGACAAUGCAACUCUGGCCCCCAUUGUGCUGUAGCAUUGUGAGACAAUAGUCAACAUCACGAUCAUGAACAUGCAGCUUCAGCAUCACUGUAUUACAUGGGCCAGAUUCAGUAGUCACAAAAAGAAAGCAAACCGGAGGGACUAGCUCAUCUUGUCCUAAAUGACAUGUAAAAUGUUUUUGUUUUUCAAUGCAAAACAUUUUGCUACGGUGUGCACUAAUGUACACUACCCAGCUAAAUAUAGGAAUCCAUAUCAGUGAUGCACAGCCAUGGUCCUGGAUGGUCUCUUAUUAGUUUUGUAAAUGAAUAGGCCUAUGUAUUCAGCAUUUUGAGUAGUUCAUUUUUGGAAGCCCAUACACGUGUAUAUUUUUUAACCCACAGUGUCCAGUGUGCCAUGUCAUGGGUAUUAUUUUUUGAACAUGUCAGUUUUAAAGAGAUGUGUUAUAUUUAAAAGUAUUGUUACAGAUUCAAAAUAUACACUAAGUGAGCUCUACUCAGUAUUAGGAGGGUGUUCUUAAUGUUUGGAAUACUCAGUCUAUAGAGCCUGAAGCUUUGAGGACCAGAGAUGGCUGAGAGAAACUGAUUUAAAUCCAGUACCAUCACUACAAUCACUGUUUGCCAACUGUUUUGGGGUUUUACACACACAAAUGAAAAGGACAAAACAGCUUCAAUAUACACUGUGGCCAGUUUAUUAGGUACAUCCAUCUAGUACCGGGUCGAACCCCCUUUGCUUCCAGAACAACCUGAAUUAUUUGGGGCGUGGAAACAUUGCUCAAUUGCUAUCAAGGGACCAAACGUGCGCCAGGAAAACUUUACCCACACCGUGACACCACCGCCACCAGCCUGGAUGGGGCAAUGGACUCCUGUUGUUUAUGCCAAAUCCUGACUCUGCCAUCAGUAUGAAGCAACAGGAACCUGGAAUCGUCUGACCAGGCAAUGUUUUUCCACUCCUCAGUUGUCCAGUGUUGGAGAUCACGUGUCCACUGGAAGCGCUUGUUUAUAACUUAUAGGACCGGACCCCGGUGUGGUUGUCUGUUGCAAUAGGCCAUCCUAGACUAGGAUAGAUGAGUUGCGCAUCUCGAAAUGCCGUUCCCCGCCAUUAUUUGCCUGUUGGUGUCCCUCCUGUUAGCUUGCACAAUUCUUGCCAUUCUCCUUCGACCUCUCAUCAACAAGCUGUUUUCACCCACAGGACGGCCGCUUACUGGAUGUUUUUUGUUUGUCGCACCAUUCUCCGUAAACCCUAGACACUGUCGUGAGUGAAAAACCCAGGAGGCCGACCGUUUCCGAGAUACUGGAACCGGCGCGCCUGGCAGCAACGAUCAUACCACACUCAAAGUUGCGUAGGUUACUCAUUUUUCUCAUUCUAACGUUCAAUCGACUGGUAACUAAAUGCGUUGAUGCCUGUCUGCCUGCUUUUUAUAGCAAGCCACGGCCACGUGACUCACUGUCUGUAGGAGUGAAACCAUUUUUGUGAACGGACCUAAUAAACUGGCCGCUGAGUAGUUUGAGUCAUUGAGAGGGGAAACACUGAGUUAACCCUAGCUCAAUGCCAGUCAGUGACUGCACUUUAGAAUUCAACGCAUAUUUAUUCAUUCAUUCAAGCCCCUUUGCAGCGGCUGGUAAAAGGACUGGGGUGAUUGACAUUUCUUGAGAAUUGGUAGCUCUUCAGCCCUUGUCUGUGUGUUUGUGUUGUCGUUACACCAAGUUGUUUUUUGCCAUAACAUUCUUACCUUGGCGAUUAUCAUCGCUAUCACUAUUGUCCUUGAUAUUGUGACUUUACACUGUAUAUUGUCUGUUAUUAUUGUCAAUAUUUUGUCUGUGUGUGUGAGUUUGCUCAGACCGAUGCUGUGCCUGUUUUGUUUUUAAGUGAAUAAAAUUCCCCCCAUUUUUGUACAAUU
Oncorhynchus mykiss (rainbow trout) is the source of this 4889-nucleotide messenger RNA. NCBI's taxonomy places the organism in Eukaryota, Metazoa, Chordata, Actinopteri, Salmoniformes, Salmonidae. The record is from RefSeq and is a predicted model, not a curated record.